Mauremys reevesii (Reeves's turtle) is the source of this 1109-nucleotide messenger RNA. RefSeq lists its product as uncharacterized. The transcript has 7 exons. Bases 75 to 1109 code for a protein of 344 amino acids. The record is from RefSeq and is a predicted model, not a curated record. NCBI's taxonomy places the organism in Eukaryota, Metazoa, Chordata, Testudines, Geoemydidae.
UGGAAGGAAGCGAAAUCGGAAGCGAGCGGCUGGCUGGAGGAUUCGGAGCUGGGCCCGGGCCAGAGGCUCCCGGGAUGGACCCCGAGAGGCCGGGCUCUGCGCCCCUGCAGCCAUCGAGCGAGCCAGGUUUCGUGCCGCUUCCCUUCUUCCUCCGGCACGACUGCCCAGUGUCCUGGGACCUCUGUGCCUCUAUCCCGGCAGCCGAGAGCCUGGACUCCUGGGAGAGCGGCUUGCUGCGGGAUGGAGGGGCGCUGGUCAUCGCCAAUUCUUCCUGGGGGCAGCCGGGGAUGCCAGGGGAAGCUGGCUCCAUCUCCCCACAGCCACCUCUGGAUCUCUCCGGGUUUCCUUCGGCCGAGCCCUGGGACAUCCUCUCGCCGGAUGCCCCCGCUGACGCAGCCCCUGAUUUCAUUCACCCCCUGGUGGCGGCUGCUCACCUGGAUCCUGGUGCGCCUUGGUUGAUGUCAAGGAUAAAUGCAGCUGGAUCUACCCCUCCUCUACCACCUCUGGAUCCUGCUGGUUUUCCUUCGCCUGAGCUCUGGACUGGGCCCCACGUGGACGCCCCGCCUGACGCAGCCCCCGAUCCCGCUGCCCCGUGGCUGCUGCCUGCCUGGAUCUCACAGACGUACCCCCGACAUCCAAGACAAAUCCAGGUGAGGCCCCCGGGGAAGGGUAUGAGGGUGAAGCCGCUGAUGAAGAGGCUGCGGAAGGAGCAUGGGGUGGACCUGUUGGCAUUCAGCCGGGACGGAGGGUACCAGGGAGUCGUGUCCUUCCUGCAGGAGAUGCCGGAUAUCGAACUCUGGAACCCCGAGAAGGGAGAGAAGUGUCGUGUCCUGAGCUGUACCUUUAAGAAGAACGUCACAGACCCCCUGCCGCUACUCUGCAGCACCUUGGGCUCCUUCCCCAAUGGCCUGCGGGUCUUCAGCCUGAGGAAGGCCAUGUGGCAGAAGCACGGGGUGAACUUGGAGGAAUUCAGCCAGCAGCAGGGAUAUCUGAGCACCCUGGACUAUCUGACCAGGCUGCGUGGGAUCAGGCUGCAGGGGCUGGAGAGAGGGGAAAAGUGUCUUGUCCAGCUUCAGAAGGACUUGAUGCUUUUCUCCUCAGCCUUUUGA